Messenger RNA from Pelobates fuscus (common spadefoot toad), 1821 nucleotides. RefSeq names its product multidrug and toxin extrusion protein 2-like. Gene Ontology annotation, cellular component: membrane. The coding region runs from base 1 to 1785 and encodes 594 amino acids. NCBI's taxonomy places the organism in Eukaryota, Metazoa, Chordata, Amphibia, Anura, Pelobatidae. Gene Ontology annotation, biological process: xenobiotic detoxification by transmembrane export across the plasma membrane. The record is from RefSeq and is a predicted model, not a curated record. The transcript has 17 exons. Gene Ontology annotation, molecular function: xenobiotic transmembrane transporter activity; antiporter activity.
AUGACGGAAGAGAAGACUCAGAGCGAUGGGGACCGGCAGCCCCUGGAGGAGAGCUCGCCUCUCAGGGGUAAGUCCAGCUGGAUCCCCCGGUGUCUCCGCCGAAUGUUGCCUACUGGCUUUCUGGAUGAAGUGAAGGAGCAGUUUGCGUUGGCAUUUCCUAUGUUUAUAUCUGAAGUGUUUGUAUACCUUGUGGAUUUAGUGAGUUCUAUAUUCUGUGGGCAUUUGGGCAAGGAUGAGCUGGAUGCUGUGACACUUGCUAUUGCUGUCAUAACUCUUUCUGGCUUAUCUAUUGGUUCAAGCAUGUCGUAUGCAUGCAAUACACUCAUGUCCCAGUGUUACGGAGGUAAAAACCUGAAACGCAUUGGGACAAUCUUACAGAGGGGAAUUCUGAUCUUGCUACUGAUAUGUUUCCCAUGCUGGGCCAUUUUCAUUAACACAGAAAACAUUCUACUUCUCUUUAAACAGGACCCACGUGUUGCCAGGUUAACACAGGAAUACGUGCUCGUUUGUAUCCCAUCUCUCCCUGCUGUUUUCCUGUUUCAUCUUCAGACACAGUAUUUACAAAACCAGAAUAUAAUAUGGCCUCAGAUCCUCUCUGGCUUGAUAGCAAAUAUCAUCAAUGCUAUUCUAAAUGCAAUCUUUAUUUACAUCCUGGACCUGGGACUAGUAGGCUCGGCUUGGGCAAACACAAUUUCCCAGAUUUCAAUGUGUGCUGCACUUUUUAUGUGCAUAUAUGUGAAGAAACUUCAUGUAGAAACAUGGGCAGGUUGGUCCAGAGAUUGCCUGCAAGAGUGGAAAGAUUUCAUGCUUCUGGCUAUUCCUAGCAUGUUCAUGGUGUGUAUAGAAUGGUGGAGCUAUGAAUCUGGAGCAUUUUUGUCAGGUGCUAUCAGCGUGGUGGAACUUGGAGCACAGUCCAUAAUGUUGGAAUUGUCGACAGUGGCUUAUUUGCUAUCUUUGGGUUUUUCAGGAGCCACAAGUGUCAGGGUAGGAAUUGCUCUUGGAGCUGGAGAUGUCAAGCUAGCCAAAUUCACUUCUAAAGUUUCACUUUUUAGCACAGGAGUUUUUGCCCUACUGACUUCUAGUUUUAUAGCUGCAUUACACAACCACUUGGGAUAUGUUUUCACUACAGACAGUGAGAUUCUUUUCCUGGUUUCACGACUCCUCCUGAUGUUAGCUCCACUUCAUAUUCUUGAUGCUCUCAAUUGCUUGUGCGGUGGAAUAUUGCAAGGAUCAGGGAAGCAAACUGUUGGAGCAGUGGUAAUUGCAAUGGGACAUUAUAUCAUAGGUUUGCCAUUAGGAAUCGGAUUGAUGUUUGGUUUAAAGCUUGGAGUAAUUGGUCUUUGGAGCGGAAUGAUGGUGGCAAACCUUUUGCAAGUUACAUUCUUUGUGACUUACAUUUUACGAAUGAAUUGGAGCAAAGCCUGUGAAGAGGCUCAGAUUCGAGCUGGACUGACAAUAUAUAAAAAAGACUCUGACCCAAACAUUGCAUGGAAAAAUGAAGGCAGCAAUAGUUUUGGCAUGUUAGAAAAUGGACCCUUGCCAAACACUGACAUUGGGAAUUCUUUAGAAGAUAAUGGAAGUCCAGGAAAAAUAAUUACUUCUUCUGAUGACAAACAAACUGACCAGAAAAUGGAACAAAAAGAUUUAACGAUUGAUACUACAAAUGUUGUAGGGGAAUUGCUCUCUGUGAAACAGCUAAUUCUUUGGCGUGGGCUGGCUGUGUUGGCAGCUGUGCUUGCACUAAGCAUUGGCAUAAUUGUUAAAUGUCUAACCAGUAAAGGGUAAAGUUACCCGUUUCAAGAGAAGUGGGGUAUUUUUACU